Molecule: messenger RNA, 213 nt
Organism: Aspergillus clavatus NRRL 1
Lineage: Eukaryota; Fungi; Ascomycota; Eurotiomycetes; Eurotiales; Aspergillaceae
Exons: 2
Coding region: 1-213 (70 amino acids)
Source: RefSeq, a predicted model, not a curated record
AUGACCAUCUCAAUCCAACUCCGUUCGGCAAUCCGCCAUUUCUCUGUCCGUCGUCCUCCACAAGAUACUCGCACCUCGCGAUUCGUCGCCAGCUCCUGUCUGGUAUCUGCUGUCAUUCUUCCCUUUGUACCUCCAGCCCUGGAGAGCUACCGCGAAAAGGACAAGUCUUACUCAAACAAGCCACAUCCCCCAUUGUGUUUCCACGCCCGUUGA